Scheffersomyces stipitis CBS 6054 is the source of this 1797-nucleotide messenger RNA. RefSeq names its product stress-responsive transcription factor (gene CTA8). NCBI's taxonomy places the organism in Eukaryota, Fungi, Ascomycota, Pichiomycetes, Serinales, Debaryomycetaceae. The annotation marks the transcript as partial. The transcript is spliced from 2 exons. Gene Ontology annotation, molecular function: DNA-binding transcription factor activity; sequence-specific DNA binding. The record is from RefSeq and is a predicted model, not a curated record. Gene Ontology annotation, biological process: regulation of DNA-templated transcription.
AUGGCUAACUUCGAGGAUAAGCACGAUCCUAUCGUUGAACUUCUCAACUCGGGUGCUGGAGAGCAUGACGAAGAUAUCAAAGUGAUUAGUAGAGAUCCGUUCAGCGAUAACUUCGUAGCUACACCAACCACAGCUCAGCUCUUGGAUCCCAGCUAUCACAUAAAGGACGAGGAAAAAAGCAAUACGAAUAAGAAUAGCAACGCAGGCAACAAUAAUAGCAGUAUCAGCAAUAUCAACAGCAUCAACAGUACUAGUAAUAUCCAUCACAACAAGCCAACCGGACUAACACCAAUGCUUGCACCAGCACCUGAUUUUGUGCCGCAUGCCAACAACCAGAUCGCCUACAUCAACAAAUCCAGCUUUUUGAACCCUUUGCCUCCUAUGGCUCCACUUUCAGAACUGGUCCUUCCCAACGGAAUCAAUAUAAACCCUCUAGCAUUGAACGGAUCGAGUAAACUUUCUAACGAUGACAAGAAAACUAUAACCAAUAACAGUAGUGCUGUGAGUAGCUCUAAAAGGAAAAAGGAACCAGCUGGACCCAAAACUAGACCUCUUUUUGUUACUAAGAUAUGGUCUAUGGUAAACGAUCCAGACAACCAGGAAUAUAUCCGUUGGAACGAAGAUGGAAAGACUUUUCAGGUUUUCCAUAGAGAAGAAUUCAUGAAGUACAUAUUACCCAAAUACUUCAAGCACAGUAAUUUCGCUUCCUUUGUCCGUCAAUUGAACAUGUACGGAUGGCACAAAGUACAAGAUAUCAACAGUGGAACUUUCAACCUGGGAAAGGGAGAUAAAGGCAUGGAAGAAGUGUGGCAAUUUGAGAAUCCAAAUUUCAUUAGAGAUAGAGAAGAUUUAUUGGACAAGAUUAUUAGAAACAAGAGUGUUUCCCAAGAGAGUGAACACGACAACAACGCCGUCAACUUCCAGAUCCUCCUCAAUGAAUUAGACAGCAUCAAGAUGAACCAAUUGGCUAUUGGUGAAGAUUUGCGUCGCGUCAGAAAAGAUAACAAAACAUUAUGGAACGAGAAUUACAUGACAAGAGAAAGACACCAACAGCAAGCCCAAACUCUUGACAGAAUCUUGAAGUUCUUAGCUGCUGUUUAUGGUAACAAUACUGGCAAGAUUCUAGAAGUAGAUAAUGGUCCAGAGUACAAUGAUGGUCAAAUGACUGCCUACAAUCCUGGCCAGCCCCCAUCGCCUAACCCCUACGCUCAACAAAUGUACGCUCCAAUACAGAAGCCAAUGCUUAUGCUCACGAAUCAAGCACAUGGACCUAGUCCGUCUGGUUCUACGUAUAAAUCUCCUAGACAAACUUCAAUAUCUAGUUCUAACAACAGGGAUCAUAGAGAUAGUUCCAUUACGGACUCGGGUUCGAUCGAAGAAAUUAUAAGAUCCUACGGAAACACUCCCAGAAAUGGCGAGAGAAGUGGCGAUGCUGCGAACAAUGUGAAUAGGAUAUAUCAACAGAUUAUCAACCAGGAGCCUUCGGCUGCUUCCCCUAGACAUUACUUCCCUGAGUUGAACAACAGUGGAAUGCCACAGAGUCCUUAUGUUGGCCCCAGCACUCCAUCGAACCAACAAUUUUUACGAGUGGCAACUCCUGAUAAUGCCAAUGACUUAAUGAAUGGUUUAGAGCAAAAUAUUUACAAGCAGGGACAGCUGAUUCAGCAAGUUCAAGACUGGAUCCAGAAACUUGCUUCACAGCAGCAGCAACAACAGGCCUCAAUUAACGAAAUUAAUGACGAAAUCAAGCACGAUUUAGACAGUUUUGAUGUUAACGAGUUUUUGAAUAACACUAAC